AUAAUAAUGAUUUAAAUUCAGUUAAUACAUUUAGUGCAAAGCUUAGUACAACUUCACCGCUUAUCGAACCUUCUCUACAUCACACUAAUUUAAAAUCAUUAGAAAAAAUUCCUGAUAAAUAUCAUUUAAUAACACCACCAGUAUCUAGUGGUUCUUUAUCUCCAAAAGUUGUUGAAUCCUUAAGUAUGCAACCUUUAGGAUCUGAUGUAUUAACAAAUAAUGUUAAAUCAUCUAUUAAAUUACCACCUCUUGAUAAUAAUUCAAAUAUAUUUAGUAAUAACAAUGAAAGUGAUGAACCUCUUUAUAUUACUAUAAGACCUAAUAAUUCAAGAUCUCGUUCAUAUUCUGAUUUAACUUUAAAUGAUAAAAAAGAAAUUAUUUCACCAAUUAUAAUACCUAAAGAAAUUAUUUCACCAAUUAUAAUACCAAAAGAAACUCCUCCUUCAUCUGAAAUUUCAUCUCCUUUAACUAUUAUUUCUCAAUCUUCUACUCCAAUUAAUCUUUCAUCUGAAAAUCAAAAAUCAAAACUUUCUAGAAUUCCAACAGGUCGUCGACCAAUUAAAUUUCAAAGUCCUACUCAAGAAAUUCCUGAUACUCCUAUCUUAUUAUCAGAUGAUUCUAUCUUUUUUAAUAAAGAAAAGAAAUUUAAUUUACAACCUAUUCAAAGAAUUCGUAAAGAUUCUAAAGCUAGUGAAAGUAUGUCUGAUGAUGCAAAAGAUAUAAAUAUUAAAUCUAAUUAUUCAAGAUCUACUAGAAUUAAAGAUAAUGAUGAUGAUGAUAAACCAUUACAAACUCAAACUUAUAUUCCUGAUGAUAAACAAUCUCGAACUAAGAAUAUUGAUAAUGAAGAACGUGGUAGAACUAAAUCAAGAGUAAAUGAAAUUGAUGAACGUGGACGUGCUAAAUCUAAAGUUCGUGAAAUUGAUGAACGUGAACGAGCUAAAUCAAGAGUUCGUGAAAUUGAUGAACGAGAAAGAGCUAA
Molecule: messenger RNA, 982 nt
Organism: Scutellospora calospora
Lineage: Eukaryota; Fungi; Glomeromycota; Glomeromycetes; Diversisporales; Gigasporaceae
Source: the annotation of a GenBank genome assembly